Molecule: messenger RNA, 210 nt
Organism: Brenthis ino (lesser marbled fritillary)
Lineage: Eukaryota; Metazoa; Arthropoda; Insecta; Lepidoptera; Nymphalidae
Source: the annotation of a GenBank genome assembly
AUGAUGAUGAAGAGGACAAUAUCUUUGGCUCAAUUAGCAAAAAAAUUACGACCUGCUUUAUCUACGACUGCAGAGGAGUUUAUUGAUGUACAUAACUCUAUUGCAAUUUAUGCACCAGCUACUGAAGAUAUAGUACAAGAAGUUCAAGAGGAUAAUGACGGUCAGAAAGAGACGGAGAAAGAGAGAACAAUUUACAGAGCUGACUUUGAA